Molecule: messenger RNA, 4709 nt
Organism: Anarrhichthys ocellatus (wolf-eel)
Lineage: Eukaryota; Metazoa; Chordata; Actinopteri; Perciformes; Anarhichadidae
Gene: osbpl7
Product: oxysterol binding protein-like 7
Exons: 23
Coding region: 1325-3922 (865 amino acids)
Cellular component (GO): perinuclear endoplasmic reticulum; plasma membrane; nuclear membrane
Molecular function (GO): cholesterol binding
Source: RefSeq, a predicted model, not a curated record
UGCAGAGGAGAUCACAAGGACUGCUGCAGAUUUCCAGCUGUUUGGAAUGACUUGAGACUGUUGGGUUGGACACAUUGAUAGAAUUUAUUCAACUGGUGCUGAAUUCAACUAAAUCGUACAAUGUGCAUCCAGAGGAGCGCCGUGGCUGCUGUGAAUGAAGGAAGCUGCAGACUUGACUGUUUUCAGUGCACCUCAACCUCCUCAAUGGAAGUCUUGGAUGGACAGUGCUGCAAAAAUGUGGGUGUCACCCAAGCAUUUCCUUUAUUUAAGGAUAUUGUCACAUAUAAAUAAACUAUUUCAACACAAUGUUCAGUCUUCAUUUUAGUUUUUUUCUUGAGUUAAAUGUACUUUACUUUUGAUUUGCCCAAAGUAGCUGCAGUGGCAGAAUGGAAAACCACUCCAGCCAAAAUAAACACAAGUGGUCACAGAUCCUGAUGGGUUAAUCUGCAGAUUACAGCAUGUUAAUCUGGGUCAGUUAGUCCAUUACAGCCCGCCUAUCUGAAGGAGACACUCGUUGCUCAGGCGCUUGCUUCAACACCAUGCUCAAUGCCAGAAACUGUCUUUAAGCACAUUUAAAUUCAGGUCUAAAGGUGCUUUGUGUCACUCUUUUUGACAAAUAAAAAGUAUUUUAGUAUAUAAAAUUGCAUGCUUUUAUUUUGGUAUUUAUCACAAAAAUAAGCUGCAGAUAUUUGGCAACAUUUACACACUAUUGGUAAAUAAAGGGUAAAGUAUGACCUGCAGUGAAUGGUUGACAAACCAAUACAUAUUUGUUUUUACACACAUAUUUUAGUCCAUUCUGUCCCCUUUAAAAUACCGUAGGCCUACUUUAUAGAUUAUUUCUAUUAUGAUGAGGCCUUAUUUAAGAUCCCAGCCUUCACUCUAUAACGGAGUCAACUAGGUGUGCAGAGUGAGUGGAGGUUGGCUGGAUUUACUCUCCACUACACUUCCUCUUGCUAGACGCUGUGUAAUUCCAGCUAAUGCGGAUAAUGCCCAGGACACAUUGCGCAUCGCACGCGCCGCCUGCGACGCACAGCUCUCCUUGGAUUUGAUUCGGAGGGACGGAGCUCGUGUCACCCACCGACGGAGACGGCACGAGAUUAUGUGAUCAGAGUUAGUGAUUAUCUCUGGAUGUAACUUGUAGUUUGACUUUUUUUUGUUUUUAAACGUGUUUCGACGUGUCUUCUUCGUCGGAAUGGUGAUUUUCUACAGUUUCUUUAACGCCAAAUGAGACACUUGUUGGAUUAAUCAGGCGCAGAUGAUGAGCGUCACAGGUGGAUUUCAGCGGAUCCCAGUGCAGGGGGGAGUCUGAGGUCGGCGCUCCGACAUGGAUUCACACGGGUCUUCACUCAACCGCAGCCCAUCGCUGGCGAGCGGCCUGGAGAAGUCUUCACCGACGUGGAAGCCGUCCCACUCUCGCAGCAGUAGCACCUCCCGGUCCUCCUCCAGACAGGUUAUCAAAGACUGGGAAGUGAUUGACGACCUUCAGGUAGAAACCCAAGCAGGAAGUGACAGUCUUCACGACAUGACCGCCCCGGGAAUCUGUGAAGGAUAUCUCCUGAAGAGGAGGAAGUGGCCUCUGAAAGGUUGGCACAAGCGAUACUUUGUCUUGGAAGUAGGAAACUUGCGUUAUUCCAAAAAUCAACAAGAUGUCUCCAGGGGAAGAGUCCAGGGCUCUUUAGCUGUUAGCCUCGCAGUCAUGUCCAUAAACAAGAAGACAAAUCGGAUUGACUUGGACGCAGGAGACAUUCUCUAUCACAUGAAGGCAAAGAGCCACGAGCUCUUCUACAUUUGGGUAACCAAGCUACAAGCCCACCGCCUGUACAAGAAGAAUGAGGCGGCUCACGUUCACAGCGGCUUCCUCCACACUUUGUCUCACGGCGCCACGGCCGGACGAGCUCAGAGAAACGGAGACUUGAGCUCUGCAGGCAUGGCGCAUCCAGAUAGAGCAUCGGCAGGAGUGCUGCGCUCCGCUAACGCCGCUGUGAACAGCAAAGUGUCGGCCUGGCUGCAGCAGAGUCACGACCCAGACACCUGUGUUCAAGAGCUGAACCGCAGCCAUUUGGACCUUUCUGAGAUAAACUGCUUAAUCCAGAGGCUGCAGAUGUUGGAGACGGGUCAGACUUUGACGAACGGAGACCUGAAGCGCAUCAUCAGCAUACAGAAUCUCUCGCUUGAGAAGCCGAAGAGGCCGAGGUCGGGGAAGAUAUGGGGCCACUCUCGCACAUUAUCCAGAGUGGAGGCCCUGGGAAUGCCGAUACAUGGGAUUACUAAAUCGCUGUCCUCCAGUCACCUGGGCAGCUCGCCUAACCUCGGUGCAUCAGCCUCCUCCAUCCCUGACUAUGUCUCCUCCCAGCUGUCCCCUCCUACUUUCAUGUCGCCCGAGGGCAAGAAAAUCCAGCAGGACAUCUGCACCAUGUCGCUACGAGUGAUUGCUUCCCUGAAGGCAGUGCAUGAAACUCUGUCCCAGGAGAGGCAGAAGCUGCAGGAAGUCUGGGAGACCAACAACAUCCACCAGUCCAACACAUUAGCUGAGCCUGCAGCAGCGAGGCAUCCAUCCCACGGGCCUCCCUCGGUGGCAGAUUCGGCUGCGGAGUAUUUUGACGCCAGCGAUGACGUCCUUUGUGGAAGUUCUUCUGAGGUGUUCGAUGAGUCGGGACUCAGCGAUGGAAGCACCACCAACUCUGAGCCAGAGGAAGGAUAUGCAUCGGCCACCAGGAAGUACCGUGCUAGCAUUUCCAGGGCUCCAAACAGCGUUGUUCCCAAGAGCACCGGCCGGCAAACCACACUGCCUGCUCACUGUCCCGACAACAGCCACGUGGGCCUCGUGGCUAUCCUCUACAAUAACAUCGGUAAAGACUUGGCUCGAGUGUCCAUGCCAGCGCCUCUCAAUGAGCCUCUUAACUUGCUGCAGAGGCUGUGUGAAGAGCUGGAGUACAGUGAGCUGCUGGAUACCGCCAACAACACACCAGACCCCUACCAGAGGAUGAUUUACAUCGCUGCCUUUGCUAUCUCUGGUUACUCCACCGCAACGUUCAGGAACCGCUACAAGCCGUUUAACCCGGUGCUGGGCGAGACCUACGAGUGCGCCAGAGAGGACCGGGGCUUUCGUUUCAUCAGUGAGCAGGUCUGCCAUCAUCCCCCCAUCUCUGCCUGCCAUGCAGACUCGGAGAACUUCUCCUUCUGGCAAGACCAGCGAUGGAAGAAUAAAUUCUGGGGGAAGUCGUUGGAGAUUGUUCCAACAGGAAUGGUGAACGUCACUCUUCCAAGGUACGGAGAUCACUACGAGUGGAACAAAGUAGUGACCUGCAUCCACAACGUCCUCAGUCAGCAGCGCUACCUGGAGCAUUACGGAGAGGUCACCAUCCGCAACCUCAAAAGCAACGUCUGCACCUGCAAGAUCACCUUCGUCAAGUCUCGUUACUGGGGUUCAGACACGAACAAGAACGAGGUGCAGGGCAUGGUGCUGGACCAAAGUGGGAGCGUCAUUCACCGGUUCGGUGGUCUUUGGCACGAAGGCAUCUUCUGCGACACUCUGCCUACUCCGAAAUGUGUCUGGAAGCCAAAUCCCCAGCCAAAGGAUUACCUGCUGUACUACGGCUUCUCCAGCUUCGCCAUGGAGCUGAACGAGCUCACCCCCGACCUGAAGCCUCUCCUGCCUCCGACAGACAGCCGCCUGCGCCCUGACCAAAGAAUGCUGGAGGACGGAAAGGUGGAUGAAGCGGACAGAAAGAAAGAUGAUAUCGAGGAGUUUCAGAGAGAGCGGAGAAAAGAGCUCGGCAGAAGAGGAGAAGAACAUGUCCCACGUUUUUUCAGGAAAGCCAAAGAUUCCUGUGGACGGGACGUGUGGUUGACAAACGAGACGUACUGGAAGCUCAGACAGAAUCCCGGUUUUGCUAAAACUGAAAACAUAUCUGUGUGGUAACGAGACACCAAAUGACAUUUAAGAGAGAGAGAGAGAUUUAAAGAUAUCGGCAUUGGGUAUUUGGACAGCAUAUAUGAACCGCUCUGAGACACGUUCAGGGUGGAGAUAGUGCUGCUGGUCUCCUCUCGUCGUUCCUUCUGUGCACCCGUGACCGGAUCACAGGAACCCUUGGCGCCGGGUACCUCCAUCAGACCAUCAAGUCCCCCAGCGUCCAGCAGCACAGGUGAAGAACCGUGGACAGAACUUUCUCAUCAUCGUCAAUUUUCUAAUUUUCUUUUUUUUUGAAUAAUUUGAUCAGCACAUAUAUGUUUAUAUUUUUGAGAGUUUUCUGCAGAAAAGAAUGUGUGACGCACACAGAUUGCAUUUCUCUGCCAGGUUAGUAAGAGGCCUGCUGUAUUAAAAACAUUUAUUUAAAUCAUGCUGUCUUGUGAUGAGUACAGUUUGACUGUAUGAAUGUACUGAACUUAUUGUUUAUCUGUGUCGGCCCACACAUUCUUCAAUCUCUUCUCUGUCAUGGCCGUUUUUCAGCCGCAGCUGUUUUCAUCAUAAGAGCUCUUAAAACGAAUUCAACAUAAAUACGACAGUCAGUACAUACACAUAUUUAAAAGUGUUUUUAUAGUGAAAAUAGUAUCCAGCUGGUUGGAAACAUGUACAUACUGUACUUAUACAGUACAUUGAACUGUGUUUUAUUCUUCUGUGAUAUCAAUGAAUGUGUUCUGACUUCAUUUGACUGCAGAUAAAUGUAUUUAUGGACUCGUGUCUGGAAAUAAAGUUGAAUGUAUAAUUA